UCCAAAAAACCCAAGGCUUUUUCCUCUCCUUUUCUGCUCACUCUUCGUGUAAGAAACAGACUGACAGAGGCUAAAGAAAGAAAGAGGGGUGGGGGUAUUUGUUUUACAGUGUGGGGCUCCUUAUCCAGACAACAGAAACCUGGCAAGGACUUGUGGUGAGGGGACACACACACAAGGCAAAAGAAUUUUACGAUCACCUUCUCUUCUGCAGCACGCAGCUGAGAGCUGGAUAGACAGGAGACAUUUUGCAAGACUCUGCAACUGAAGCAGUGCUAACCAGGUGGUGCUGGUCCAAAUGGCUGCCAAGCUUUACGUUCUAAUCAGCUGGCCAGACGGCAGCCGUGUGAUCAACAUCGAAAACAUCAAAGAACCCCGAAAGCCAUUUCAUCUCUAUGCGGUGGGUGAGCAGGUGCUAGCCCGCUGCCCUGGCUUCAGUGGUCUGUAUUGGGGGGUCGUGGAAGGCAUAAGCGAGCAUAAAGAUAUCUUAGAGAAAAGGCUGCAGGAAAAUAGACAACUCUUUGAGAAGCUAAAAGAAGAACCAGCAGUGCACAGUGGGCUGCCAUCCCAAACUAAAAAAUCAAGGAAGACUUUUCCAAAAUGGAUGCCAGGAAGCUCCUUUCGCAAAUACAACGAUGACAGGAGCGUCUACGUCAAACCGCUGGUCAGGGAUGAAGACGCAGGGCUCCAGAAUGAUGCUGCCGUCUCUUCUGUCUUAAAGGAGAGGCGCAUCCUGACUAGUACGACCAGAUCCCACUGCACCAUGUCAGCACCUUAUCACUCUUCCACGGCCUUCAAAUCACCAUCUCCGUUCUUGACCCUGGCUGUGCCUGGCACAUCCCAGAAUGAAGAAGCAAGGCCUGGCACAGCUACCAGAGAUUACAUCACCCUGACAAUGAAAAGGAAGUCAGAUGGCAUUCUAGCUAAGUGUCAGCAGCACAUCCGUACCGACAGCUGUGAUGAACCAAAGACUGAAGGUUCCCCAGAAACAGAUGAUUUUGAGGUAGUUCAGAAAGAUUUUGGCCCUGGUGAAAUGGAAAGGACCGAGAAGAUUGAGCAACUGGAGAGAAUCAUAGUAGAUCUCCACCAAGAGAUUCUCUCCCUGAAACGGAAGGUGCAGCGGCUGGAAUCACUGUCCUUUCAGGAAGAACCCCGCAGGCAGCAAUGCGAGGUGGUGGAACUCUUUAAUGGAUACACGAAAGAGCAGCUGAAAGAGGCCAUCCGAUUCGACCAGAAAAUCAGCACCGCCUGCAAAACACUACUCUACAAGCUGUUCACGUCCGACUAUAUACAGAGCCACUCCAUCACAGGAAGGAGAGGGAACACCUUUCGGGAGGCUAAGCCCAUGAUGGAUGAGCGGUGCAUCAAAAUCAUUAGGGUGUUACUGAAGCAGAAGUUUGGGGACCACCUGAGUGACACAGUAAUCACUGAGAAAAUCCAAAAUGUGCAGAAAGCACUCAGGCAGAAAUUUAAGACUGAAUGUCUCUGAGCAGCAUGUGAUUCGAUAUCUCAUUUCCUGGGCAGUGCCAGAAUCUAGAAUACAAUGCAUUGAGCAGCCUUUCCAAAAAGUUGCUUUACCUUUGUUGUUUUGCUGAUUCAGCCCCUGGAUUAGUUGUGAAAGCUUUUGGUGAAAUAUCUGCUAGAAACAACACAAAAUAUCUGUGGCUAAGAGUCUGUCGGCAUUCACACAGUGGGAGAUUUUCACCUAGAAUUUUCCAAGUCUGACGUCAUUUUACAAACCCCAGUUUCGUAAAUCAUGCAAAGGAGUCAAUGUUUUUGUUCCAUUUAUAAUGGACAACUUUGGGGCGGAGAGGGGGGGAAGACUUGGAGAUUUCAAUUAAAGAAGCCCCCAUAAAUUUGGAUGGGUAAUCAAAUCUGAUUCCAACUAUUCAUAACACCUUGGGUCUGAAAAGUGAUGCUGAAAAUCUUACAAGAAGUAGGUUUUAAACACCCAAACUUUAGGAUGCGUGUUCCAGACUGACACGGUCAGCCUUCUGAACUUCCUCCUGUCAGACAGCUAGUAUUUCAGAUCCAGCUCAAAUGAAGCUAUAACCUAUUUGCAGACUCACAGACAUCAACUUUAACCUUUUCACUAGUCUCUAUUUCCUCACUUCCUCUCGGGUUACUGCAGUGGUAAAUAAGGUGGAGAGGGAAGGAUCAGAGGGACGCAAGCCACCACUCACUGAAAGGGCAUGGUGAGACACUUUCCACUUAUCUCUCUCGUAACACGCAAGGCAGUAAGAUGUAGAUGCCACAUACAGCCUUGUAGAGGGUUAGAACCAAAAAUUUCACCUCUCGGGGCAAUGAGUGUAACCUGAAUAAAAGCAAUACACGUGAAUUGUACAUGGAACUUAAAGGGCUCUGGGCCCACCUGAUCCUCACAUGGGAAUUGCAUCCCUUUCCUCAUUCAACCUUGCUUCUCUCCUCUCAGCUGCAGCCCCCAGCUUCUGCCAAAGAUAGAACAAAAUGAAUCCCUUUGAUGCCAGAUGAGUGUGUCUGAGAAUUUCCUCUGAUGACAGAAUGGGAGAGCUCCAUAAAACAUUAACAGAAGGAAAUGAUAGCUAGUGGGGUUUUUGUUGUGGUGGUUGCUUGCUUUUAUUUUUAAUGUUCCUAAUGCAGCUGUGUGGAAGAAGUGGUUAAAAUUCAUCCAAACUAUCACAAAUCUACCCAACAAUAAAAGCUCAAAGCUGCUCGCUCACCCACUUAAA
Messenger RNA from Chelonia mydas (Green sea turtle), 2705 nucleotides. RefSeq lists its product as hypothetical. Gene Ontology annotation, molecular function: DNA binding. The coding region runs from base 296 to 1486 and encodes 396 amino acids. NCBI's taxonomy places the organism in Eukaryota, Metazoa, Chordata, Testudines, Cheloniidae. The record is from RefSeq and is a predicted model, not a curated record. The transcript has 7 exons.